This is a messenger RNA of Linnemannia hyalina, 2958 nucleotides long. The record is from the annotation of a GenBank genome assembly. NCBI's taxonomy places the organism in Eukaryota, Fungi, Mortierellomycota, Mortierellomycetes, Mortierellales, Mortierellaceae.
AUGGCCUCAUCGGGUCCAGUGGACCCCCACGAGCCCUACUCGGCAUCAUCAUCUCGCUCCACUAACUACUCGAGACGACGGACCGAAUCCCUCUCUUCAAACGUUCACGACAGCAAUAACAGCAACAACAGCAGUAGUAGCAACCAGCCCAGCGGAUCAACAUCUCUCAUGCCACCAGAUCAAACUCGUCCUCGGUCGUCAUCUAGCUCCAAGGCUCUUCUGACCAUGGCCCUGCUCGAGGCCCAGUCUGCAGUGCAACUCGACAAUGCGUUCGAUAUCCCCGCUGCCCUGGAUGCCUACCGUCGGGCUGUCACCUUGCUCUCGAAGGUCAUGGAUGCUAGUUCAUCGCCCGACGAACAGGAGCGUCUGAGAACGAUUCAUGACUCGUACUUGUUCAGGAUCCAUCUGCUCUCGACCCCUCCUACCACAUCCCCGCCUUCUGAACCACUCCCUGCCCUACCGCAACCACCUCCCCCUCAGCAGCCUUUGCCCACACCACCCCGCCAGUCAACCGUCGCCUCAAUGACCCCUGCAACGUCCACCAACACCAUUUCAUCGUCGCACCAACAAGGAUAUGACUCGGACAGUACAACCUUGUCAAACCCGGUCGCACAAGGACCAUCUCCACGACGCGUCAAGAAAAAUAUCCCCCUCCCACUUCAUCCUGCCUCUGUUGCGCUACCCAUUCACCCACCCACGGAGCCCAGGACUCCACGCCAGAGGUCAGACUCCACUUCGGCCAGCGAGCUUGGUUCGCCAGGACAUACUCGACACCACACACGCUCGCACACAGGAGGGUCGAUUCAUAGAAUGACGGGAGGACUCGUGGACGCAACAGAGCAGCUUCACCUUCACUCUCAACAUCGUAUCCCUGGCGUACCCAAAGUUCGGAGUCGAGACCAUCUUGGAGUGCCCAUUCACUCUGCUCCUUUGGGCCCUCUUCCUCCAACCCCGACAGCUUUAGGCCCACCACCUUCGACCCCACCACCUGUACCUAUCCCUGGAUCAGCGCCUGGAUCGACUCCUUCAACGCCCUCGCAUUCAAACCCAACAACGCCCAACAUGCCUGGGCAUCAGACGUUUCUGCCCACAUCUCCGCCACCAAGAUCGCCCUUGCCUCAAACGCCUUCUUCCAACCCAGUAUCACCUCCAGCUUCGCCCGCCCAUGCUACCCGCAGGAUUUCACCCUUGGUUCCUUCAACGUUCUCAUCUGCAGGACAUCUCCACCAAAACGCGGGACACAGUGCCUCACCGUUGCAAAAAUCUUUUCUCUCAUCCCCAGAGAGCUCUCCUGAUGACAGUAACGACACUACCAACGGCAACAGUGCAAACGACGGGGCUCACAGUCAGUUUUAUGAAGGAGAACCUGUUUCGGAUGAGUGGCUUCCUAACCUGUCGUCCAAGGACUAUUCAAAGUACGAUUCUUCGCUCGACCAUGCCUCUGAGGAUCCUUACCCACGGGACAGAGUGACAUCCAAAGGGUCAUACACAGGCAGCCAGCUGGAGCAGAUUCGUACCAAAGUUGGACAAUCGCUAUCAAUGGGCGCAGAGCAGGACGGACAAAGAGGGGACAUGUCCUCAUACUCCUCUCCACAACAGCCAGCACACCAGCGAUCGUACUCGCAAUCUUCGACCCUCUCUUCGCACCAGGUGUCUGCCUCGCAGUCUUCGCGAUCACCGCUCUCUGGACCGAUGUACAACUUUCAGGCAGGAUCCUCAUCCAUCAGCUCCCUUCACGCCCUGGAAGGAUCCUCACACAAGCGCACUUCAGACUCUUCUCGCUCGCUGAAGGGAUCUUCGGGAGCUGCUAACGGACAGAAUGCACUCGGGACCUCUUCACCCCUCUCAUCUACGCCUCAGCUGGUUUCACGAUCCAACGUCUUGCAACACCAGAGCAGCAGCUCAAAGCUGAGCAGUGUCGUAUCCAAUGCGUCGAGCUCACCUUCGCUGGAAAAGUCGUGGAGCCCAAACAUGAGCGGAGCUGGCCCGUCCUCCUCGAUGGGCGGAAUGACUUUGUUUGAAGUGAUCUCGGAUGACCCAUUUGCAGGAAUGCAAUUCCCACUUCCUCCUCCAAGCACUGAGCCUCCACCCUCGGACCCUACUCUUCGGUGCUUCUGGUUGAUGCGCAGGAUCGAGCAGUCUAUGUUGAGCGGUGGAUUUGUCACUAAGAGGAUGUAUGUCCCACGGGCGAUUUGGUAUCAAUCCUUGGUCCGCUUGCCUGCAGCAGACUCUAAGAUUAGCGCCUGUCAGACGUUGGUGACAAUUUUAACCAAGAUGGCCAAGAUUAAUAUGCUGGUCGCUGCAGGCGGUGGACCGGAAGGCGAUGUUGAGCGGAUGACAGUUCUCAAGGAGCUCGACAGCUUGGAAACGGCUGCCCAUCAAGUGCAAGUUAAGCUUAGCAAGAAGCUGUCGUUUAUUCACCGACCCGGCAAGAGCGGAGUACCAUUGACUGUGGCGACCAACCAGUCUUACACGGACGACAUGCAGGGACCAGUCACAGGUAGCGGCGCAAGUGUGUAUGGUGCGCAGAGUGUGUACGGAAGUGCCAGUCUAUACGGCAGCGGAAGCUAUGACUUUUUGGCGAACGAGGAGCCUAUGCCAGGACACGAAAAGACGUCCAAGAAGGGAAGCAGUUCGGAUGCAAGCGCCGGAGGUCUCAAGAGUCAGUGGAAGAGUUUCUCCAAGUCUGUCCAAAAGUCAAUGGGCAACGACAAAGUUGAGGACACUUCUGCAUACACAGAGGCGAUUAUCCGACUGUUCCAAUCGGGUUACAUUUUGGAGGCGAUGAUUCGACACUAUUCUGCCUUGUCGCCCUUCCAUACCCACAUCCAGAUCCUGAAUCGGUUACGGCGUAUGUGCGAUAUCUUUAAUCAAGUCUUUUGUGCCUUUGUCAUUCGUGACAUGGGUGAGCUCAUGGGCAAGUACGUUAAACGUGUCGGUGCCUGGGUCGCCGAUUAA